UCAGUGUUUCGCUUGUACCUAGUCGCGAAGGGAAGUGUCCCGUGUUGUGUAUAAUUUUAGUCUGUAAACAAUGCCAGUUGCAGCCAUGCCAGCCAAACGCGGUGGGCUGAUCACAGACUACUUUAAAACGGUGAAGAAAGUGAGGAAGGAGGACACCCAGAGGAAGUCUCCACCACCACCAGAGCCAGAGUCAGAGAGUCCGCAGUUGUCAGAGAGAGAAAGAGAUCUGCUGGAACUGAAGAACUUUGACUUGGACUGGCGCUUUGGGCCUUGCACUGGCAUUAGCCGACUGCAACGCUGGGAGCAAGCACUGCUGCAUGGGUUAGACCCUCCUCAGGAGAUCAGAGAACUGCUGCUGAGCAGAGAGAAUGACCCUGACUACUCACACUGCUUGUGGCGUGACUACGCCCUGUGAAGAAAGUGGUGCCUGAGUGAAGAGGAUAAUGAGCGACGAAGAAAAUGAUUGUUCCCAUGCUCCCUUUUUACACUUUCUACACUACAGUUUUCUAAUAAAAGUUUGACUUGAAGUAGAA
Messenger RNA from Sardina pilchardus (European sardine), 533 nucleotides. RefSeq names its product DNA polymerase delta 4, accessory subunit (gene pold4). Gene Ontology annotation, biological process: DNA-templated DNA replication; DNA synthesis involved in DNA repair. Gene Ontology annotation, cellular component: delta DNA polymerase complex. Gene Ontology annotation, molecular function: DNA-directed DNA polymerase activity. The record is from RefSeq and is a predicted model, not a curated record. Lineage: Eukaryota; Metazoa; Chordata; Actinopteri; Clupeiformes; Clupeidae. The transcript has 5 exons. The coding region runs from base 71 to 415 and encodes 114 amino acids.